GACCGACGACUACAACAACAUGGACCACCCGUACAAACGCUUCUGCGAUAAUUAUGGGAAGUACCGCAAGUGCUCCGAGGUGAAUGUCCGCCAGUGGAGGGCGCGAGCUGAGCCGUCCGGCCCACUGCAGUGCAUGCUUUGCCCCUGCGGCACUGAUUUUGCGUUUCGGGAAGAGUUCAAGAAGCACGUGGGCGAGGAGCACGGUGGCGCGCAGCGGUACCGCAACGCGUAUCUGGCGCACAUGCAGCUGGCUCCUCACGUCGUCUCCGGCCAGGAGUGGCGCGCAAUCGUCGCCAAUUUCGCAGAGUUCUUCGGCCGAUCUGCAACCGACUGGGAGAAGCCUACCGAUGAGAUGGAGGCGAAGCUGCGGAGCGAGGAGGGCCUGCGCCCGGAAGUGCGCUGGCAACGACGCCACUUGCAGGCGUGCGCGUUCUGCGCCCGGUCCCACUGGGUGGAGGAGCUCCACAGCGAAUUCCUUGCUGGUCAGGACUGCUUCAUGGAUGAUCCGAACGCGGUCUGGAAGCUGCUGGACGUCGAGGUCUACCACCAGAGGUGGCCGAAUAUCCCCCUGGAAGAGCUGGGGAGCUCAGCCGUCAUCGUCGCUGCGUCCGGAACCACCCAUGAGAACGGGAAGACUGAGUACAAGGUGUUCUUGCACAAGCAUCGCGUCAGCCCGGAACAGGCAGCUGGCAGAGCGAGUGUCUACGUCUGCUCUGAGUGCAAAUGGGCAUUCGGAGGCCCUCGCCCGUUCCUCUGCAAGCAUGCUCUCGCGAACGACAUGUGGCUUGGCCGGUGGGGCCCACUCUUCCGCGAUGCAGACAAGUGCCCGUUGUCUUACCAGAUGCUCCUGGCCCUCGCGCGCGUGGUUUCCACCAAGAUUGUGCUGCGCCCAGAUGGGAGCAAGAACGAGACCUCCGACAGCACAGCGAACUGGGACUUCCUUUCCCGCCAGAGCGGCAUCGUCGGCACGGCGUUGCUCUUCCAGAACGCCGACUGCAAAUGGGCACUUGAGCAUUGGCCAGAUAAGAAGCUCCACGAGUCAUUCUCCGUCGCCUUCGUCGCCGACCCCGCGGCGGGAGACCGCCGAGAGCAGGCCAGGAAGUGCGUCUCCAAGAUUGCUCAACUCAUGGUGGACAGGCGCGCGUUCGAGACUCAGGUCGUGGCCGAGGGGCCGGCCGACGCCGCGGCUGCGGGGGAGGAUGACCGAAUGGGCGCAGACAUUGCUGCUGCGCGAGAGGCUCGCUACAUCGUGGCUUUCGAACCGCAGACGAAGGACUUCAGCCACGACAAAAACAAUGGCUCCAUGCAGAUCACGGCGCUGAUGCAACAGCUCGAGGAGCUUGAUAUUGCAGCGCAGCGCUCUUUGGCCGCCGAGGUCGAGUCCGCGUUGGAGGCAGCUGCCAUGGGCGAGCAGGAUUGGCAGCUGCAUUCGGAACCAUCAGACGCCGUGGGCACCAGCUCUGGAACCGUUCCACGUUUGGUGAUCCCCAAGGGGCCUACUCCUCUGUCCUACUGGGACUGGAAGAUUUGGACGAUGGUGAGGCCGAGUCUCUGGCGCUUCGGGGACGCGGCCAACCUGCAUCCUCACCGAAUAAAGCCACUCACGCUCAACGAGUGGAUGCGCUGCCUGCUCGCGCGGGAAGAGAUGGAGCACGACUUGCCCGGGGAAGAGCCGGGGGCCUUCAGGGUUUGCGACCGCAAGUCUCAGGCGGAAAUCAAUCGCUUCGCCAGCGACUUGGUUACGCUGCACUUCUUUUCGUCCAUCAGGGUGCUGGCGGCACAGCAGGGGUCGACGCGUGCCUUUCUGAAGAACGGAGGAAUCGCGUGGGCGCAGAAGCAUGAAAGCACGCCGCAGAUCAUGCGCGACGCGCUGAACAUAAUGCAGAUGGCCUCGGCGCGCGCCCUUGGCACAGGCGGCCAUCGUCGGCUCUGCCGUCACGGGGGCAACGCCUGCACCACUCUCUUCGGCCCGCCGCUGGAGUUCUGCGCGCCGAAUCUCGCGGGCGGAAAGCAGCCCUGCCUCCUGGCCAUGCAUAACCAGAAGUUUCAUCUGGACGGCGCGCGGGAUGUCGACGGAACUUGCCCCAGGUACCGGGAGAUGCUGCCGCGCUUGGCCAAGGAUCCAGUCGGGCAGACCCGCGUGUUCCACCUCAUGAUGCUCCUGUUCUUUCAGCACGUGCUGGGGGUGCGCCCAGAAUGCAUCGAGGGCAGGCGCGGCUCGAGGCGAUCGAAUCCGCGCGAUUGGUGCACCGAUGGCGCCGCGGCGUCUGCGUGCGCACCGGGCAUCUUUGGUCCUGUUCUCGCAUUCCGAGGAGAGAUCGAGGCUCAGGGUAGAAGUUCUCUGCAUCCGCACAUCCUCGUCUGGCUCGUGCUGCUGUCCGUGGCCGAGGUAGUCGACAUUCUACGUCGAGACACGGAGGAGAACUUCCAGCGGAAUCGCUACAACUGGAUGAAGGCGACGGUGGCCGCCGCGGAGUCCAUCAGCCAGAGCUCCGUGCGUUCAAUCAAACGACGCUUCGGAAACCUCCAGACCACGGACGUUCCGCCGCUGGGUUUUAGUGCCACGGAUCAGAGGCUGAGUUGUUAUGAUGGGGAAUCCGAGCUGAAAGAGUUGGAGAAAGUCCCGGAAGAUGACCGCGCGCCCGCGCAGACCAAGGCGCUGAAUGAGUAUGACGCGCAAAUGUGGUGCCGCCCGCGCCUUCCCUUAAGGCGGCCCGACGGGGAAGUCUUCUCGCUGGGCGACGCCGGCGACGCCCCGCGACAGUCAGUCUACGGGAUGCCCAUCUCGAGCUUCGCCGUCGGUAAGUGUCCGUCGCGCAGGCGCCGAGCCUCCCUCGGGGCGUCCGAGCGCGAGCCUCCCGAAAGCCAGUCUGGACGGAGCGCCGCCGCGGCGCCAUCGGCCGAGGCGGCAGCCGCCGAGGAUGCCGGCGCGGAUGAGUGGGGAACCUCCUUCGCCAACGACGCGAGGUCGUUGGCCACGGAGAUCUUCGUCCACAUCUGCGGCGAUUCGCGCCGUAAGUACCCGGGCCCAAAGAAAGUCCAGCAGAUCUGCCGCCACGGCUUCUACUACAUAGAGGUGCUGGGCGAUUGGGGGCAGCGAAAAGAGGGGAUCUCCUUCCGACGCCGGGGCAAGGCUCUACGCAACCAGAUUUUCAUCGUCAAGGCCACGAAGCACGGAAUGCAGGGCAGGCUGCUGAUGCUUCAGGAACACCCUGUCGAGGUGCAGACGAACUACGCGGGGGCCGCAUGUAUCCGCUGCAACCUUGACGCCCAGAGCCUACGUCGAGUUCCCCCUGAGAGCCUCUGGAAGAACGGAGAGGGGCCGUGCCCGCACCUGCCGCCGGGCGACAAGGAGACGUUCGGGCACAUGGGAACAUGCGAGUGGGAUGGCGAAGAGUACGCAUGGAGGACAAGCGUUGGCGACGAUUGCCGCGACGGCGAGCAGUGGGCCGACGGCAACUCGCGCAAGGACUGGCACUGUGGCGGCGAGCAUCGCGACGCCCCCGGCGACCCCGAUGACCAUGCCUGCGAGUGCCUGCGCUGCGAGCGCACGCCGGCGUCAACGGCGGCCUUUGCCGACGCUAUCAACACUGGCUUCUAUGUUAACAGCUGCGCCACGAAGCAGCGCCCCACGAUGGGCGGCGCCCUCGAGAACCUACGGAAGGGGAUUGAGCGCCUGGAGAAGAAGAGAGAAGAGGAUCGGAAGGAGCUCGAGAAGAGGCGCGCGAGGGGCGAGCCACUGGUCGGCGAGGCGGCAGCCAAGAGAGCGCACCUGGGGGACUCAGUGUUCAAGCAGACCAUGCAGACCAUCAAUCGGCUGUCUUCUUCUUACCGACGCUGCUAUUGGAAGAGCGGCCAGGAGAUGAUUUUCCCGAUGCUCCACGGCCACGUGACUUUCGCGAGCCAGAGGUGCUGGGCCGUGUACGUGAAGAAGGGCGUGUUCCAGGCUGCAAAUGCGCGGCGCAAGCGACACGGGUCGAGCGCGCGCCACACAGCGAUCAAG
Molecule: messenger RNA, 4003 nt
Organism: Prorocentrum cordatum
Lineage: Eukaryota; Dinophyceae; Prorocentrales; Prorocentraceae
Source: the annotation of a GenBank genome assembly